UCAAAAGACAAAAUAUGUCGAGUUCGGCAACUCAUAAAACAUGUUGAAUUAUUUUAUGAUGUUAUUUCACCUUAUCCAUAGUUAGCUUUCGAGUUGACACCGAAAUUCAACUCCCGGUGUAACCCGAAAUAUAUACAUAACACAAAACAAAACCCGAAAUAAAAUCUGAACGGCAUGAAAUGGCACGAAGACUUCAGCGAUCACUCAACAAAAUUUUUUAUCCCCUAAGUUUCAUUGGAACAAUUGCUGGUGCUUCAGUAUUGCUAAAGGACUAUCUUGGUGGUUCCAAAUAUGAAGGGAAAGAGAAGAUUGCUGGUAAGACAGUUGUCAUAACUGGAGCCAACAGUGGCAUUGGGAAGGCUGUUGCUACAGGUCUGGCAAAUAAACGUGGAAGGAUAAUUCUUGCCUGUCGUGACAUGGAACGAUGUGCUGAAGCUCAGAAAGAAAUUAUACACCAGACUGCCAACCUAAAUAUUCACUGCAGAAAACUAGAUCUUGCUUCCAUCAAAUCUAUUAAGGCAUUUGCUGAUGCAUUUAACAAAACUGAAAACCGUUUAGACAUUCUAAUUAACAAUGCAGGGGUGAUGUGCACUCCUAAAUCCUUAACUGAAGAUGGUUUUGAACAACAGCUAGGAGUAAAUUAUUUAGGCCAUUUCUUACUAACAGUUUUACUUUUGGACAAAUUAAAAAAAUCUGCACCAAGUCGUAUUGUGAAUAUUUGUAGUCAUUCUUUUAAAAACGGUUCCAUGAACUGGCAGGAUUUGAAUAGUGCACAGAAGUAUGAUGACCGUGAAGCAUUUUACCAAAGUCACCUAGCAAAAGUUCUCUUCACAACUGAACUUGGCAGACGACUUGAAGGUUCUGGAGUUACUGUAAAUGCUGUCUACCCAGGUGUUACUAAUACAAAUCUAGGCACCCAUCUUGGAAUCAAUAAAUCAUAUAUUUCUAGUAUAUUAUUGUGGCCUGUUAAAUGGAUCUUACUGAAAACUCCUAUGCAAGGUGCACAAACAGCAUUAUUUUGCAGUGUUGACCCCAGCCUUGAAACUGUUUCAGGACACUACUUCUGCAACAACAAAGAGAUGGAGUUUCCAACAAAUGCUUUAGAUACAGAAGCAGCCAAAAGACUCUGGCUUAUUAGUGAAAAGUGGAUGGGAAUAAAUUAAGAAAAGGAUUUGUACAAAUUGUUUUUGUAAAUAAAGAUUAUGAAAAAAUAUUAGAAUCCUG
Molecule: messenger RNA, 1224 nt
Organism: Octopus sinensis (East Asian common octopus)
Lineage: Eukaryota; Metazoa; Mollusca; Cephalopoda; Octopoda; Octopodidae
Product: retinol dehydrogenase 13
Exons: 9
Coding region: 180-1163 (327 amino acids)
Source: RefSeq, a predicted model, not a curated record